AAAAAAAUGGCCGGAGGUAGCAGUCAUCCCCAUCACAAAGUGGACACAGUUUCCCGUUCAGGACUCGUUUGGGGUGUUGACCGUGGUCACAAAACUGAACGUCGUGUUCCUGUUCAACGUCCAAGCCGUAGAAAGGGAAACCAAUCUCAACGUAAGGCAGUCAUCAACUCUGUCGUUCGUGAAGUUACAGGUUUCGCACCUUACGAACGUCGUGCUAUGGAAUUGAUCCGUAACUCAAAGGACAAGCGUGCACGUAAAUUCAUCAAGCGCCGUAUCGGUACUUUGCGCCGUGCCAAGGGAAAGAUGGAAUUCUUGACCAACGUCAUUGCCGAACAACGUCGUGCCGGACAUUAAAUGUGAUUUGACGUUCGACAUUCACUUGUUUCGAUUACGAUCAUUGUAUUGCAAGCAUCAUAGGUGGUAUGAUGAAGAUCGGAUAGAGGCAGUGACAUGCUCUCAACUCUACUGCCGACUUCACCGUACCAUUCAUCCAUCUCACAUCUUCGGUUCACAUCGACAUUAUUCAUGACACACCAUGUACCAUUCAUUCUAUUUUUGUACGCAUAUGCGACAUAUACAUAUCUUUGAACGUG
This is a messenger RNA of Meira miltonrushii, 593 nucleotides long. Its product is annotated as putative 60S ribosomal protein L36. The record is from RefSeq and is a predicted model, not a curated record. Gene Ontology annotation, molecular function: structural constituent of ribosome. Gene Ontology annotation, biological process: cytoplasmic translation. The transcript is spliced from 2 exons. NCBI's taxonomy places the organism in Eukaryota, Fungi, Basidiomycota, Exobasidiomycetes, Exobasidiales, Brachybasidiaceae. Bases 7 to 354 code for a protein of 115 amino acids. Gene Ontology annotation, cellular component: cytosolic large ribosomal subunit; ribosome.